GAACGACUACUACAGGAAGGGCGGCAAGGCCAUGCUACCGGUCAAGUGGAUGCCGCCUGAAGCAUUCUUGGACGGCAUCUUUACUUCUAAAACUGAUGUGUGGUCAUUUGGGGUGCUACUGUGGGAGGUGAUGUCGUUGGGGUACAUGCCGUACCCAGGCCGGGGUAACCAGGAGGUGAUGCAGCUGGUGACCAAUGGCGGUCGUCUGGAGCCGCCCACCAACUGCCCUGGACCCGUCUACAGGGUCAUGACCCAGUGUUGGCACCCUAUACCUGAUGAGCGCCCGGCCUUCACCACCAUCCUCGAGAGACUCGGCUACUGUAUACAGGACCCGGAUGUAGUGAGUCACGUGCUGCCGGUGUUCCAACGGCCGCCAUCUGCAGAGAGAGACGCGACGGUGAUGAGACCGCUCGACAACGAUGCCUGUCUCACCGUCACCAGACGGACAGACGAGCCUCAGAGCCCCGCCUCAACCGACUACCUUAUACCUCUCCCGUCUUCGUACUCUCUGUCUACUGUCCGCUCCGAGCUCAACUCCACGCCGUCACUCGACUCCGGGACGGAUUGCUGCCAGAUGGAACGGCUGUUGGAUGCCGCCCCGCCGCCGCCUCCGCCACCCACCUGGGAGACCAGCUUUACCAACGAGGCUCCGCCGGUUGUCACACACCAGCGCACGAAGUCAGUUCCGCCGCCCACCACCAUGGCCACACGCACGCCCUCGCACAGCACGCCCGCGCGGAUGGCAGAGUCUCAGUCCACGCAGCCGUUGUUGAAGUCCUCGCCGCCGGUGUCCCCGCGCACACAAGAGGCCAGGGAACGGCUCAUGCGGCCGGGCGAGAGACCCGAACCACCUCCCAUAAUUCCCCUCCAGUCAGUGGGCUCCACGCGGGAACGCCCGCGGUCUCAACACUACCACCCGCACCGCUACAACAACAGCGGGAGCAGCAACAACAGCAGCAGUAGCAACAACAGCAGUGUCAGUAACAGCAGCAACACCGCCAACAGUCACAGUAGCGCCAGUACCCUGCCGCUGGAUCCUGCCACCCUGCCGUGCAUCCCACCGCCCCUGCAGUACGUCAACGUCCAGGUACGAGGCUCAGAGUACGACCAUGAGCCGUACAUCAUCCAUGAAACGCGAGAACAUCGCGAAAUAUCGUGCUAAAGUUCAACCGUUGGACACAUGCGUCUAGACUUUCAAACUGCAGCAGCUGCUGCUGCUUCUGCCAUGUUGCAAGCUAGCAAUGUGUGUUGCCUUGGCCUCUCCCUCGGUGGGUGGCGGCGUAGGGCAGGGCAGUGCGGGGAGUGAUCUCCUCCGACCUCCCGCCCUUCAGGUCAAGGUACCUCACGUCUUCACAUGAAAUGAUUUCACUUCAGGAAACGGACACUGACUGUGUGUCAGCGUGCUCCUGUAGAGCGGUGCUGAGUGGUCGUGUGGCCCUGUGUGUCGGACAGCGGGUGCCAGGCACUGUGGGUCUCCAGUGCCAUUAACAGUUACAGGUGAAACUGAACUGCCACCACCAACGAAAAAUGAUCUUUCAUUGUGCAUAUAUGACACGAUCUAAGGUUAUCACAGUGCCAAAUAUAAGACAAACAGUAUUAAAUACUUGUGAAAUAAAGAGCAUUAUUUUAUAACAUGUCAAGAGGUAAAUAAGAGAUGCCAGGUGGCAUCUUGUUGAGGGUUGUAUGCUGGAGGAAGAAUUGGGGAUGCCAGUUUACAGACACUUACGUAGCAAGUGAAAUUGUGUAUUAUAUAUACAUAUAUAAUAUAUAUGACAUUGA
Messenger RNA from Procambarus clarkii (red swamp crayfish), 1779 nucleotides. RefSeq names its product ALK tyrosine kinase receptor. Gene Ontology annotation, molecular function: ATP binding; transmembrane receptor protein tyrosine kinase activity. The record is from RefSeq and is a predicted model, not a curated record. Lineage: Eukaryota; Metazoa; Arthropoda; Malacostraca; Decapoda; Cambaridae. Gene Ontology annotation, biological process: cell surface receptor protein tyrosine kinase signaling pathway; positive regulation of kinase activity; regulation of neuron differentiation. Gene Ontology annotation, cellular component: signaling receptor complex; plasma membrane.